This is a messenger RNA of Laetiporus sulphureus 93-53, 525 nucleotides long. RefSeq lists its product as uncharacterized. The record is from RefSeq and is a predicted model, not a curated record. Gene Ontology annotation, cellular component: cell division site; growing cell tip; plasma membrane. The transcript is spliced from 5 exons. Lineage: Eukaryota; Fungi; Basidiomycota; Agaricomycetes; Polyporales; Laetiporaceae. The annotation marks the transcript as partial.
AAUGGCGCAUUCCCCAUGUUCUUGGGAACAUUCUCCGCGUUCAUUUUGCUCGUUCUGGUGUCUGUCUCUGCGCCGUUGGUGCACUCCUUCUACUAUCUAAGGACUUCCGCCGACGACGGCGUGAGGUUUGGUGUCUGGGGUUACUGCGGGAACUCUGGGAAUUGCACGGCCCCGCAAUUGGGCUACACAUAUGGAUCAGAAAUAUCAGAGUCAACUUCAAAAGCACUCAUCUUGUAUCCCGUAGCUGCCGCCAUUAGCCUCUUCUCGAUGAUGACUGUCGCCCCGCUCAUGUGCAAUCCACGCAGGGACCGAUAUCCUCAUCCUCUCUUUUGUGUCCUCUCCUUUGCUGCAUCUGCACUCUCUAUCGCCGCGUUCGUCAUUUCUGUGUACCUUGCCUCCACCGCGACGACCUUCUUUGCCAGUCAGGGGCAUUCCUCCAGCUUCGGGCCUACAAUAUGGAUGUCCUUGGUUGCUGCGGUUCUGCUGCUGUUUGUGGCCUUCCAUGCAGGAUGCGGUACUUGCUUC